Bombus pascuorum is the source of this 537-nucleotide messenger RNA. It is a transcript of the gene Tbca, whose product is annotated as tubulin-specific chaperone A. Gene Ontology annotation, molecular function: beta-tubulin binding. Gene Ontology annotation, biological process: post-chaperonin tubulin folding pathway; tubulin complex assembly. The transcript has 2 exons. Gene Ontology annotation, cellular component: cytosol; microtubule cytoskeleton. The coding region runs from base 181 to 537 and encodes 118 amino acids. NCBI's taxonomy places the organism in Eukaryota, Metazoa, Arthropoda, Insecta, Hymenoptera, Apidae. The record is from RefSeq and is a predicted model, not a curated record.
AGAACAUAACUUAAUGGAAUACUACGAGGAGUCUCCGGCUAUCAAUCGGUAUAACCUAUACGUUACAAAGUUCUUCUUUAUUUCAUUUAUAGCUAUUCAUCUUACCUUAUAAGGAAAAACUCGUUUAAUCAGUAAACGCUUCGUUUCCUGCAUCUGAGGUAAAAUAUUUAAAUUAAAACAAUGUCUGAUCCUCGUAUAAGAACUCUAAAAAUUAAGACUGGAGUUGUGAAACGUCUCGCGAAAGAAAAAGUCACUUACGAGAAAGAAGCAGCACAGCAACGUGAAAGGAUACAAAAAUUAAAGGAACAGGAUAAAGAUGGUUAUGAUAUAAAAAAGCAAGAAGAAGUACUUCAAGAAUCUCUCAUGAUGAUACCAGAUUGUCAACGGCGUCUUGUUAAAGCUUUCGAAGAACUUAAAAAAAUUUUGGACACAGAACAAGAUUUAAAAGAGGUUGAAGAUUAUAUAGAAGCAGAAAAGGUACUGCAAGGAGCAGAAGCUCAACUUCCCAAAGAAGGAGAAAUUAUGGAGAUGUGUUAA